This is a messenger RNA of Xiphophorus hellerii (green swordtail), 1195 nucleotides long. It is a transcript of the gene dmrt1, whose product is annotated as doublesex and mab-3 related transcription factor 1. Gene Ontology annotation, cellular component: nucleus. Gene Ontology annotation, molecular function: RNA polymerase II cis-regulatory region sequence-specific DNA binding; DNA-binding transcription factor activity, RNA polymerase II-specific. The record is from RefSeq and is a predicted model, not a curated record. Gene Ontology annotation, biological process: sex differentiation; regulation of transcription by RNA polymerase II. NCBI's taxonomy places the organism in Eukaryota, Metazoa, Chordata, Actinopteri, Cyprinodontiformes, Poeciliidae.
GCCAGCCGUCAUGAGCAGAAUCCGGCCGAUAAAGCCAGAGGAAUCCAGGCCGCAGUCUCCUUCCAAAUCCCGCAAGUCGCCCAGGAUGCCCAAAUGUUCCCGCUGCAGGAACCACGGCUUCUUCUCUGCCCUGAAGGGCCACAAGCGCUUCUGCAACUGGAGGGACUGCCAGUGCGCCAAAUGCAACCUGAUUGCCCAAAGACAGCGCGUCAUGGCGGCGCAGGUUGCUCUGAGGAGGCAGCAGGCCCAGGAGGAGGAGCUGGGCAUCAGUGCCCCCGUCAAUCUGUCCGGCCCCGAUGUGAUGGUGAAAAACGAAGCCGCUGCCGACUGCCUCUUCUCUGUGGAGGGCCGAUCCAGUCCAUCCACCAACUUCAGCCACUCAUCCCUCGCUGUGUCAGGAAGUCGCUCUUCAGCGUCCUCCAGUCCCUCCUCUUCCUCUGUUAGGCCUCAUGCUGAGGGAACUUCUGACCUUCUGCUGGAAACCUCCUAUUACAACUUCUACCAGCAGUCACGCUACCCCCCCUACUAUACCAAUCUGUACAACUACCCACAGUACCAGGUGGAUGGUGAUAAAAUAAGGUGGCAAAGAGCUUCCAGACAGAAGAUGGUGCCAGAUAAGAAGACAGGCACUGUCAGGGCGAUGCCCCAUGGGGAUGGCCGCCUCCCGAGCCACGGCGUGUCCUCCCAGUACCGGAUGCACUCUUAUUACCCCGGGGCCACCUACCUGACCCAGAAUCUGGGCUCCACCACCUGCGUGCCACCCUUCGUCAGCCUGGAGGAGAACAACAGCUGCUCUGAGACCAUGGCAGGCUUACUCUACCCACCUGGGUCGUUUUCACCCACCAGCUACGACUCGACCAUGACCUGCCGCUCCAUGAGCGCUCUGGUUCUAAACGAUGACAAGGCCGAGUGCGAGGCUGGCGGCCAGGCGGCCAGCUUCACCGUCAACACCAUCAGCGGCGACACCAGCAACUAAAACACUAGAAGAAGAAGAAGAAGAAUGCCACGAUAAGUUCUCGCCUGAACUGAAAACUGUUCAGCUGUUACAGCAGAUUUUUGUUCCUGAUUUCUGUUCUGCUCUGAGUCUCUGUUCGUAACUGAAGGGAGUUAAUCAUCCAAAAACUGCCUUUAUUUUUUAUGAUUCCUAAUUAGAAAAAAAAAAAUCAAGACUAAAUUAGAUUACACAAAAUAAAAU